CCCACAACAGGUGCUCUCAGCAGCUGGCAGUGAUUGGUUCGUCAAUUAAGCGGCGUUGCGGAGUGUAUGUAAGGCGGAUCGACACAAACUGACGAUCUUCGAGAUUAUCUUUAUCAACAAUUUUACAAAAGCACAUACCUAAAGUUGGUUGAUCACCACAGGUGUGAUGCCUUGGAAAAAUCACAUGUUGUACGUCUUAGUGACGGUGACUCUAACGUCUUUAAGGGAUUGUAAUGGACAAGCUGUUGAUACAGAGGUUGUGCAAAGGCCUCCGUUACAAGGCAGGCUUCAGUUCAGGAGUGUGGUACCUGAUGAAAAACAUGAAGCCGUGACUCCAAGUCGACACGGAUCCCUCUCCUUCAAGUCUGACACAGAGGGGGAUCAAUCGACUCCUGUGCACAGUUUGAUAGAUGCAAAACUAAAACGCCUGGAUCCAUCAGUACACUGCAGCAACAACUCAAUGACUCUGAGGGUCAAACGGGUCAAAGCUCCUCAUUUUCUCGUGAAUAGUGGAGUGGGACCUCUUACUCCUCUGUCCCAGAUGCCCUCCAGCUGUGGCUUCUCUGUGAAGAGGUCCCGCAGAGAUGUGCGUUUUGCUGCACCUUACCAGGGCUGCCACGUUACCCAACAGGGUGGUGAUUAUGUUCUGCCACUGCUUUUACUGGGGGCACCAAUGACAAUAUCAUGCCCUGCUGUGUUACAACCACCCUCUGUUUCCUGCUUCUCAUCUGGAAUGGUAGUGAAUAUCGGGGGUAUCACAGCAAAUGAACUCAAAGUAAAGGUGUCUGGUGUUUGGACGUCUCUUUCAUCGGUCUGUGGCAGUUGUGGUUUUGCUGUUGAAGUGUUUUCUGGAGGACUGACGCUCACUGCGCCCUACAACAGAGGCUUGUGCAUAGAGAUUAAGGAUGAGGAGUAUUUGCUCUCACUGCUGUUGGAGGAUGUUGAGCUCUCAGUCUCAUGCCCCUUAUUGCCAGACAGUAAGCCCACCACAGCAACAACUGCGCCUCCUAGUGAUGGUGGUCAGGUCCUGCAGUAUCCUCGGUUCCCCCAGUUUGCAAUGUUUCCACAAUACCCAGUUCUCCCUGUGCCCACCCCUCCAGCACACACCCCUGCUCCUACCACAACUACAGCGGCACCGCUGCCCCAACAACCACAGCCUCCCUCAGGUUUUAACGCUGAAAACCAAGAGGCGUCUGCAGCUCAUUACCCUUCAUUCCCAUUCAUGCCACAAUACCCACAGUUCCCUCAGUAUGUCUUGUAUCACAGACCUGUUCCACCAACGCAGUCUACCACUGAUAAAAACACUGCUGCUCCCCCGGGCCAGUUACCUCAGAUGCCACAGUCUCAGCAUAAUGGGAAGCCUCAUGCUCCCCAGCAGCCACAGUUCCCGAUGCCACCUCAGUAUUACGUCCUGCCGUUCCCUAAACUCCCACUGCCUCAAGAAGGCCAACCCCAAACUGUUCAAAAUCCCAAACCUGUAGUCCAGCAGCCCAAACCAGAACAUGUGUAUCCUCAGACCUACCAGAUCCCUGUGUUGUAUCCUCUGCCAAAGUACCCCUCUCAAAGACAGACUACUGCUCCUACCACUGCCCCAACAACCAGUGCAGCCAUUGCUCAGAAGCCUGCUGCUCAAAAGCCAUUUUAUUACCCACACCCUUACAUACCAGUAUAUUACGCUCAGCAGGCUCCCGUGCCUGUAUUUCCUGAUCAACCAACCACGCCUCUCACGAACCAAGCUCCAUUUGAUCAACAGAAACAUCAGCCAAACUACCACACCAUGCCUUCAUUUUACAAUUUCCCUUCUCAUCAGAGGCAGCAAUCAGUUGUAAGAAACUGGUAAAGGUAGCCUGCAGCUGACGGGCCCCCGGGAGCAUCACAGACUCUCCCUCAUACAUUUUGAUGAACCUCACUGAUUUGGCUAGCAGAGCUGUAACAAACUCCCAUAAGGAUCAGCUCCCACUGAAUGGAAAUCGAUCACUAAAUUGCUACAGGGCAAGCAAUGGAGUUUCUUGUAAUGCAUUUAGCAGGAGGGAUCCAAAAUGUACAUUUUCUUGAGGGUGGGAAAAUAAAGGGCGAGAUUAUCCACGCAAUCAGUCUGACUUUGUUUUCUUUAUGUCUAUCGUAUUAUAUUGUAGUCUAGAAACUACCUCAAUAGUCACCCAAUUAUUUUUGUAAUUAAUUUAUAAUUGUUUGGUGUCCAAAAUGUCCGAAAA
Messenger RNA from Lates calcarifer (barramundi perch), 2213 nucleotides. RefSeq lists its product as uncharacterized. NCBI's taxonomy places the organism in Eukaryota, Metazoa, Chordata, Actinopteri, Centropomidae. The transcript is spliced from 6 exons. Bases 167 to 1840 code for a protein of 557 amino acids. The record is from RefSeq and is a predicted model, not a curated record.